UGAAAUAAGGCAAGCACUCACCACGGCUGCCAGAACACCGCCGCAUGUAUUUUAUUGUAAGAAAUGCAUUAAAAUCUCUGCGCAAUUCCUUGUUAGUUCCGUCUUGUCUAUAGGUCUUACGCUGUGCGUCCUUGUUUUUUAAAAAAGUAAAUUUACGCGAUCGACAUUCAAGUCUUAACGCGGUUAUAAAUUCAAAAGCUAUACAUUUUAAACUUGAAAUUUCUUUCUCUUCUUAACUCUUAUUUUUUCCGAUAAUUUCCGUUUAGUUUUUAUCGCCUAAACAAAACCUACUCAUUUUACUCCAGCUAUCUGCUCUCAUAUUAUUAGAAAAAAUUUGUUUAUUAGGUUAUAAAAAACAAGAAUAAAAAACAAGAUUUAUUAUCGUCGCUUGUUCUGAUGGAUAUUAAACUUAGAAACUUGCACUUGUAAAUCAAAUCCGAAUUGGUCCUGUUUAUUAUUUGAAUUUAGCAUUAUCCGAGACAGCGAGCCUGCAGAGAGCAUUGUACCAAUCACGUACAUAUACCAAAGGUAUUUCUUUGAGUAUCCACGACAAUUUAAUUCGAAUUUACUUUUAUUUCUUGCUCUGAUUGCUUUUCACACAACUAGCUUGGUGAACAAAACCAUUAAUCAAUAAUUAACCAUUAAUUUCAUUUCAUUGAAACUUCAGUCUGAAACAAAACUUUCAUCUGUGAAGCAUUUAAUUUAUUUACAAUAAAUUGAAAACAAUUUACUACUAACUUGACCAAAAGUCUUUAAAAAAUGACCAAUUUGAUUCAAAUUUGUGUCGUUUUUCUUGGCCUAUCUUCCGUUUUUUCGGCGCCAGCCGAUGAUGAGUUUGUAGAUGUUUGCAAAGCAGGCAAACCUAAGGCUACUGAUGGAAAGACACAUCCCCCCAACUACUGGGGCACAUAUAAGUCUACGACCAAGGCCCAGAAGAAAGUGUUUUUGGACAAAAUCAUUGAGCAGAUCAAAGAAGUUCGUCGGACAAAUCCAGAAAAAACUACAGCAUGCGAGGUGCCGUCGGACUUCCAGCUGAGCAGGCACUACGAAAACCUACAGAACCCAACUAGACAGAUCUACAGUUUCUACUGUGCCAAAGCAGCAAACAGAGGCUACGAACACAUUGAGGUUCAAGUCUCUUCGGACGAAGAGAAAUACGUCAAGUGGUCCGAGAAACUGGUAGAUUUUGGAAUUGUGGGGGCUAAGGGGUUUCCCUCAAAUGAAUAUUCCCCGGAAGAACUGGAACAGAAGAAAAAAUACAUCCAGCCCAUUUUCGAGGCAAUUAAGGAUGACAUACCUGCAUCUCUGUGCCCUGAACCUGGCCUUAGAGUUGACUUCUCCCUGGCAGAGAAAGACGAAAACUACUUACACUACUGGAAGUUCCCAGUUUCAUGUGGAGCGGAAGCCGAGCAGAAAAUAGACGUGGAGGUAAUGCAAGACCAGCUGUACUGCUAUGUACAUGACGGGGAUAUAGAAUUGGUCUACAAAUCUGACAGACCCAUUGGUAACAGCUGGGAAGGGGUCGACGGAAACCCUUCAUCGGAAAUGCAAAGUGGAGCUGAAAUCAUUUCAUUCUCCACUAUUGCGAUGACGCUGAUUCCGCUCGUUUUCUUUUAUUUUCUAAUUUGAUCAUGCCCAGAACUCUUAUUACAGAUAGAACUCAAAUUACUUUGUAUAAUAACAAUAUACUGCUCGCAUCAGGGCAAGGCCCUGAAUGUUCCGCAUGUCCUGUACUGUGUUUGAAAGAAAAUGAUGUAUCAAAUUUUAGUAAUAUGUCUAAACACAAUGUCGAAAAAAGUUUAAAGUUUUCGUUUUUUAAAAAAAAUUCUCCCCACACCCAAUUUUAAUUGGAUAAUUAAAGCUGUUCUUUCUCCCCAAGCCCCCCCCCCCCACCAGCGAAAAAUAUAAUUUUCUGUUCACAUUUUCCGAUUGUUAAAAAUUGGCAUGCUGACUAAUUACGUCAUUACAAACAAAUUUAGCGUUCAUAACUAACCUUGUAAACCAAAUUUUGCACCAUAAUAUUGAUGCUCGUGUGCGUGAGGCGACAAUUCGUAACAGGCUACAAUUCUUAACAGGCGACAAUUCUUAACAGGCGACAAUUCUAAACAAGCUACAAUUCGUAACAGUAGAUUGAGC
Messenger RNA from Symsagittifera roscoffensis, 2136 nucleotides. RefSeq lists its product as uncharacterized. The transcript has 5 exons. The record is from RefSeq and is a predicted model, not a curated record. NCBI's taxonomy places the organism in Eukaryota, Metazoa, Xenacoelomorpha, Acoela, Convolutidae. Bases 760 to 1629 code for a protein of 289 amino acids.